Molecule: messenger RNA, 2430 nt
Organism: Penicillium alfredii
Lineage: Eukaryota; Fungi; Ascomycota; Eurotiomycetes; Eurotiales; Aspergillaceae
Product: arrestin C-terminal domain-containing protein
Exons: 3
Coding region: 1-2430 (809 amino acids)
Biological process (GO): ubiquitin-dependent endocytosis
Cellular component (GO): cytosol; cytoplasm
Molecular function (GO): protein-macromolecule adaptor activity; ubiquitin protein ligase binding
Source: RefSeq, a predicted model, not a curated record
AUGAUGGCAACUUACGUUCUCCCCGCGCAGGUUUCGCGGUCGGCUUCUGUUAGCGACCCCGUUUCUCCACCCGACUGGUCUCCGUUGUCGCUCUCCAUCUCCAGUCUCAUUCGCACCCGGUCAACUCGUCGCCAGUCGAGUGUUGAGGAACAAUUUGCACCAACUCGUCGAGGGUCGAUUCUCAAAAGGCUGGCGGGCCCACGAGAAAACGCGAAGCGAUUCCUUCGCCUGCGGUCGUCGAGGGUACAAUCGCCUCCCCUGCAACCCACCCCGCGUUGCAGAGGUGCCCGGCCAGUGUCGGAAAUUAUAUUCCCAACGAAUGCACAGGCAUCGCUUCCCGAGUUAGAUGACGGCGAGAUGCGCUCGGAUUCAUCCUCCACGGCCACCGAGGUGCUGCCCCGGCCGGUGCCGGAACCCCAAAAUACCGCCGCUUCCGAGUUGGCGACACCGUUCACUCCUCUUCGCAAUGAGAAAAUUGUCGCUACGGGAAGUGGAAUCACGGUCGGCAUCGCUCUGACGGAGCCAGUCCUCUAUCUUCAAGGCUACGACCAGCAUGACCCCAGUAGCAAGAAGUCGGCAAUCUUGCGUGGGCAAUUGCACUUGAAGGUAUCGAAAUGUGUCAAGAUUAAGAAAAUCUCGAUCUGUUUCCGCGGCCAUGCCCAAACGGACUGGCCCGAUGGGAUCCCGCCCAAGAAGAUUCAUUUCCACGAUAAGAAGGACCUGUUCACCCAUGGCGUGGUCUACUUCAAUCAUGGCGAUACAGCGCUGAUGCAGAACGACUACGGAGCGCAUUACUAUCAGCAUGCCCAACCGAUAUCAUCGGUGCCCGGGAAGGAGGGGGUAUCGGCAACGACACGAGAACUGUUCUCCAACCGGAACUCUGGUGCUUCCUAUGGCCAGCCCACCGGUAGGGAUGCCAAGCGCCUCUCGCUGCCGAUGAACCGCGGACAUUCUCGCAGUUUCAGCAAAAACGAACCCCCGCCCAGUGCUCAGAACCAGCCCCAACGCAACUAUCGCAUGUUUCCCGUGGGCGACUACUUGUACAGCUUCGAGUUCCCUAUCGAUGGAGCGUUUCCAGAGACAAUAAAAACAGACUUGGGAACUGUCCGGUAUGAUUUGGAGGCUAUGGUAGAGCGAUCCGGGGCAUUCCGGCCGAACCUUUUGGGCACGAUGGAGAUUCCCGUCAUCCGCACGCCGGCCGAGGGUUCUCUAGAGCAGGUCGAGCCGAUUGCCAUUUCACGAAAUUGGGAGGACCAGCUUCACUACGACAUUGUCAUCUCGGGCAAGUCAUUCCCACUGGGCUCCCACAUCCCGAUUGCGUUCAAAUUGACUCCGCUCGCCAAAGUCGAAUGUCACCGGAUCAAGGUUUACGUGACGGAAAAUAUUCAACAUUGGACGGCGGACAAGAGUGUACACCGGUUCCAGCCGUCAAAGAAGGUGCUCCUGUUCGAAAAGCGAGCCGAUUCUCCCAGCACGAGUACCUACCCCGGUAGUUCCAUGCGCGUCACCGCAGGCGGCGGAAUUGACUGGGAUCGUCGUGCCGCUGCUGCCAGAGGGGAGGAGAUUGUGGAUCGGAGUCGGACCAAUCUUCUCGGAAACUUGGCCGGCGAGUCUGGCAUUGGGCCUACUGAAAUGGAGUUUAAUGUGCAGCUGCCGAGCUGUCCCGAGAUGAAGGGCCGGGACGAAUCCCAGCGACUGCACUUUGAUACAACCUACGAAAACAUUCAGAUUAAUCAUUGGAUCAAGAUUGUGCUUCGUCUGUCCAAGGUCGAUGAACGAGACACGGGCAAACGGCGACAUUUCGAGAUCUCGAUCGAUUCCCCGUUUCAUAUACUUUCCUGCAAAGCCACGCAGGCUAAUAUAUACCUGCCCGCCUACACGAGGCCGGCUGCGGAGCCGGAACCGCCCGCCCAGGAAUUCGAGUGUGGCUGCCCCGGAGCGCCAUUGGCCUCGCGAGAAAACUAUGUUCCAUCGAACUCGGAUCGCGAAGAUCAUAACCCGGCCCUGACUCGGCGGGGCUCCACCGGCCGCACUUUCGGGCGGAGUUUCACGAACGGGUCCGGCGGCUUAGUCCGCCCGCCCCAGGCACAUCUGGCCCAAGAACCGAACGCGCGGGACGACCGAGCCCCUCCUCGCCCGAUGCAUCUUCUGCGCGUCCCCUCGUAUGCGCCACCUGCCUUUGAAGAUGUGCCGCCACCACCGCCCCUCGUCACGCCGCCUCCCGAGUAUACGUCCAUUUUCAGCAGUGACGAUCGUGAGGCGGUACUGGAAGAUUACUUUUCCCGGCUGUCGUUCCAUGACGAGGAGCCCGAAGAGGAUGACCGGGGUCAUGCCCGCGUCGAUGUGCCUCUCACCCCGGGCGGCCGUAUCAACCGCAGUAUGGACGUCCCCCGGGAAUGGGUGCGCCUCGACGACGUGAACGUUCAAUGA